Messenger RNA from Anguilla rostrata (American eel), 9889 nucleotides. Its product is annotated as sodium- and chloride-dependent creatine transporter 1-like. Gene Ontology annotation, molecular function: gamma-aminobutyric acid:sodium:chloride symporter activity. The transcript has 13 exons. Gene Ontology annotation, biological process: sodium ion transmembrane transport. Gene Ontology annotation, cellular component: plasma membrane. The coding region runs from base 43 to 1956 and encodes 637 amino acids. Lineage: Eukaryota; Metazoa; Chordata; Actinopteri; Anguilliformes; Anguillidae. The record is from RefSeq and is a predicted model, not a curated record.
CGUGAGCCAGGAAAGCACAUCUUCACUUGAAAAUAAUUUGAUAUGAAUGAAUUCUCUAAAACUAAAGAUACAUUAAUAGAUAUUUCUACACGGAUAAAUAUUUCGAGAAUGCGAGGACAAAGCUGCCUCCCAUUGUUUCAAAGCAUGUGCGUGAGCUCAGGGGAUAGGGGACUGUCCCAGGGGGAGACUGGGGUCCCAUUAGAAGAGGAGGGUGGGGUCGUGCGCCCCCUGGUGGCUGUGCCUGGGGUCGGCGGGACUGCUGGGGAAGAUGGCCCGGUUGUGGAGCGAGAGACCUGGGCCAGGCAAAUGGACUUCAUUAUGUCCUGUGUGGGCUUUGCUGUGGGCCUUGGUAACGUGUGGAGGUUUCCAUAUCUCUGCUACAAAAACGGUGGAGGCGUGUUUCUGAUCCCCUACAUGCUGAUUGUGUUCAUUGGGGGGAUUCCGGUGUUCUUCCUGGAGAUUGCACUGGGACAGUUCAUGAAGCAAGGCGGCGUCUCUGCCUGGAACAUCGCCCCACUUUUCAAAGGUUUGGGGUUGGCGUCCAUGGUGAUUGUGUUCUUCUGUAACACCUAUUACAUCAUGAUCCUGGUGUGGGGGCUGUACUUCCUGCUCCACUCCUUCUCCGCGCCCCUGCCCUGGGCCACCUGCGGGAACCCGUGGAACACCCCAAACUGCACGCAGGACUUCCGCAGAGCCUGCACCAAUCGCAGCGCCCUCCUAGCCCUCCCCUCGGACCCCACCUCCCCGCUGCACAACCUCUCCUCCCACUCCCUCCCGUCCCCCAUCAACCUCUCCUCCAUCCUCCCUCUCAACUCCAGCUGCACCGAUAUGGAGGGCCUGCGAUCUCCUGUCAUCGAGUUUUGGGAACGGAAGGUGCUGCGGUUGUCGGGAGGGUUGGACGAGGCCGGGGAGGUCAGCGGUCACAUGGUUAUGUGUCUGUUGGUCACCUGGGUCAUCGUCUACUUCUGCAUAUGGAAGGGGGUUAAGUCUACUGGCAAGGUGGUGUAUUUCACUGCGCUCUUCCCCUACCUGGUGUUGGUGGUGCUGCUGGCCCAUGGAGUCACCCUGCCUGGUGCUUUGGACGGGAUUGUGUACUACCUGAAGCCCGACUGGUCCAAGCUUGGAGAGGCCCAGGUGUGGAUUGACGCAGGAACGCAGAUCUUUUUCUCCUACGCUAUCGGCCUGGGUGCGCUGACCGCACUGGGAAGUUACAACCGCUUCCACAACAACUGCUACCAGGAUGCCUUUGUCCUUGCCCUGAUCAACAGUGGGACCAGUUUCUUUGCCGGCUUUGUGGUGUUCUCUGUGCUGGGCUUCAUGGCGGCUGAACAGGGGGUGGACAUCAGCAAGGUUGCAGAGAGCGGCCCCGGCUUGGCUUUCAUCGCCUACCCGAAAGCGGUGACCCUCAUGCCCCUGGCGCCACUGUGGGCGGCCCUCUUCUUCUUCAUGCUGCUCGUGCUGGGACUGGACAGCCAGUUCGUGGGGGUUGAAGGAUUUAUCACAGGAAUUAUGGACAUGCUUCCCCCUAAUGCGCUGGCAUGCUCUUUUCGUCGAGAGGUUGUCGUGGCGAUCUGCUGCAUCACUUGCUUCUUUAUCGACCUCUCCAUGGUAACAGAGGGGGGCAUGUAUGUGUUCCAGCUGUUUGACUACUACUCUGCCAGUGGGAUGACUCUGCUCUGGCAGGCUUUCUGGGAGUGCGUGGUGGUGGCUUGGGUCUAUGGAGCGGACCGCUUCAUGGAUGACGUGGCGCGGAUGAUAGGUUACCGCCCACUCCCCUACAUGAAGUGGUGCUGGUCCUACGUCACGCCCUUAGUGUGUGUGGCUCCUGCUCUUUCUCCAUUAAAUGUAAAUAUACACUGGAUGGAGGUGACGUGUUCCGGCUGCCUCUGCAGUGGAAAAAACAGUUGCUAUAGCAACUGCAGCCCUUGUUACUAUGGAAACCCAGUGUCGUAUUGAGUUGGCCGAGCUGUGCAUCACCAUCACAGUGGAAACGAAGGGAAGGAGGAGUGAUGAAGGAAAUGAGGGUGGUGAAGAUGGUGGAGGGGAUGAAGGGAGCUGGCCCCCUCUUCAGGUUACAGGUGGGUACUGCAGGUCAUAUCCUGCAAUGACAGUUCCAUAACCAUAGUCAGACAAGAUGGCAGGAGAAUUCUUGUGUGUUUCCAUUCACAGUAGCUCUAAAGCUCAAUUUCACUGAUUGUGUGUGCAAUGCAAUGCAUGUAAAUAUUUAGUAAGUGUGUGGUAUUAGUGUAUUGUAAUUGGAGAAGAACAGCUCACCAAUGCACAGUCAUAGCAGGGUGCAGUUGAUGCUCCUUGCUUGCUGAGGCAGUACAGUACAGCGUCAUGCACAGUGGCAAAGAGGUGGCCCUUGGUGAUAGAGUGGCUGAACAACUCCCCACGUUCCAACUGUUCCACUACACAGGCUAGACAAGAGAGUGAGAAGUGCACAGUUAGACACACUUAGUCACAGACACCCAGAAACAACCAGCACACACACACACACCAGUAGAGUUUUCAACAAGGAGUUUUUUGUCUCAAGCUAAAUUUGGCACAGAUUCUUAUUUGGGGAAGUAUUUAUACAUUUGUUUACAUGUCCAUGUUGGACUGAAACUGGUCCUGUUUCCCAGUGAAAUGCGCUGAGGUGAAACGCAGUUUACCACUUUAUUCAAAUAUACUGAAUAAAACCUUGCCAGGAAAAUUUUAUUUUGACUUAUCAUAAACAGUACAAAUGGAAACAGCUUUCUUGCUCAUGGUAUGAAGCAAGAGACACACAAGUUCCACACUCACCCUGACAGCCUGCCAGAUACACAUCCACAUCAAUCUCUGCAAAGUCCAGGAAUAUCUGCAUGUCAACAGGGAGACAGCAAGGUCAAUAUUGCAAAACACAGCACAAGGACACGGCACAUUCUUCCGCCUCUAUUAUUGUUCUGCAUUUUUCAUUCUCUUCUCUUGCCUUCCGCUCUUCGCUGUGUCUUCUCCCCAUCCCCUUUCCCCCUUUCUCACGCACAUCACUCUAUGUCUUCCUUCAUUCUUCUCAGGCCACUGAACUUUCAGCUUGGUUUUUGCAGAAGAGAGCUUGGUUUGACAAAAGUAUUUAUAGGACUUAAGAAAUGUAAGAUGAGGAAUAAUAUUUCUGAAGUUCAGUAAGGACCAAAGUUAUAAAAUAACUAUAGAAUAUAUGUCCUACCCCCUCUCUAUCCCAUACCCUCUCUGUCCAAAACCGUCUCUCUGCCCUAUGCUCUUUCCAUACCCUGUAACCCUCUCUCUGUCCAAUAUCCUCUCUCUGUCCCAAGCCUUUUUCUUUUUACCCCAUAAAUUCUUCUACUCACAUUUCUCAGCGUUUUGAUGCCCACUGUGUCGAUGAAGCUGGCCGUGGAGAGGUCCAGGAUGAUGGAGUGGAUCUCUGUGGUGCUCUUUCCCAUGGAGCACAGGGACAGCUCCCUGCUUAAGGUGUCCCCACAGCUGGAGGCCUGGGUGCCAGUGGUGUCAGCCUCCAGCGCUGAAGGUGUGUCAGGUGCUGCCCCGUUCUGCUUCCCCCAGGUCCCGUUCUUCUCUUUCCAGCGGCCCGUGGCCUCCUCUACCGAAAAGACCGCCUCGCUGCUGUCACCUGCUUGGACCCCAUUCUGAGUGACAGGGGAGACGGGACAAGGUCACAUUCUAAAACUUGCUGUCUAUGGCGAUUUGCAAGUUUGUAUACCAAUGGCAAGUAUGUACAGGUUUGUGCAUGUUAGAACCGGCAAGUGCAUGUGUUUAGAGGUAUGUACAUGUGUGAACAGGGAUGUAUAGGGGUUCGUGGGUAUAUAAAUGUGCAAGCAGUUUUUAUAGUGGUUUGCAGAUGUCUCAAUGUGUUCACAGGUGAUUACAAAUGUAUACAGGUGUGUGCAUGUGACAGUUUAUAGUUUACAGAUAAGCUGAAUGUUGGAUCACCUUGGCCUCUCUCUUGGCUCUCUUUUUCUCUCUCUUCUCCAGGCGUUUCUGUUUAGCCAACAGCUUUUUCUUCUGAGUCAGCAGCUUUCUAAUGUCGAUUCCAGUCUGAGGACAGAGAAGACAGUUUGCAUUAAGUGGUUAUACCUUGACUCUCUUGCCAUACUCUGCUGACUUUUGAAGAGUUAACAUGUUUUAAUCCAUAUUUACCGGUUAUGUAAAAGUAUGUAUUCUGUCCUAUUCAACAUUGCUUGUUGUCUUCUAUACAAUAAGGGAUGACUGAGUAACCAAUAGACACCAGUAUCACAGGCCUUGAGCAUAAAAAUAAACAGGAACAUGCAGCUGGGUGGUGGGAACUCACUUUACUUUUUUACCCAAUGAGGUGGUCGUCCUUGGUACUGGCACAAGCAUGCUUGCACAAUCUUUCUUAAAGGGUUUAAAGGAAUUGUUCCCAAAGACAAAGCAGUGUAGAGGUGCAGCGAGACAACAUUGUGGACUGUCUGGUCAUGGGGUCAUGUUUACCUAAACCUCUGUAGUAAAAGCAUACUCCUUAGACAUGUUCACAAGGAUAUUGGCAGAGAAAAUAGAUGCUAACCUUCUCUUGUAGGGCUUCCAGGUAGAGCUCAGCAUUGGCAAAGUACACUGUGGUGGACGAACGAAAGAUGGUGAUGCCUGGAACUUUUCUUGCCUGCAGUCACGAAAGGAAAAUUGGAAAUUCCUUUAGCACCUACAAACCCUCAACAUCUUACCCCUGCCCUCUAGAGAGCCACCCUCUUUUCCUCUCCAUACUUCUCCACUCCUCCCUUUUCCUUUCCUCUCAUCUCCUUUCUCUCUUCUCUUCUCUCCUCUUUUCUCAUCAGUGUCUGCCCUGCUUCUGCCUUACCUCUUCAUAGGUCUCCAUAUCAAGAUAGAUCCCUGUGCCAGGCACCUGCCCCAGGACUGAGUAUCUAGGCCUGAGAGAGAGAGAGAGAGAGGAGUGGGGGGGUGAAUGUGAGAUAGAAGAGGAGACAUGUAGUUUCACCUGUAAUGAAUAGCAAGAGACAUUUAGAUUUACUAGAGAGAAAGAGAGAAGGAGGGAGAGAGAGAGUGAGAGAAGCUGGGUUUGAAGCCUCACAGCUGUGUUCUGAAGAUAACAGUCAGCAGGGCGAAGGCGAUGGAGGCAGCCAGGCCCAGGUCCAGGUUGAGCAGUAGUGUGGCGACUAGGGUGACCAGCCACACCAACUGGGGACAUAAGGGAGAAAAAAGCACAAGCACAUAAAUUUAUAAAAAUAAAAAUAAAAUAAAAAUAUAUUUUUUUAAUUAGUUUUGCAAUUAUAAAUGCUAUUUUAAUGAUAUAAGGCAUAAAUGCAGGUUAUACUGAUUGUGAACAUUUUUUGGAGCAGCAAAAAAUUUUUUUUUUUUUUUAAAUAACACCAUGGUUGCUAUUUUCACCCUUGUAAGACUAGCUGUAUUUAAGUGGGUCAGGUGUUUCUUGGUGAAGACUGAACGCAGCACCAAGAUAUGCAUAAAUAGCAUAAAAUACUUGACGGUGGCAAUAAUGAGAAAAAUAAAGAUCUUUUGAAUAUGUUGCAGAGGCAUCCACACAAAGAUACUUAAGUAAUAAUAAUAAUAAUAAUAAUAAUAAUAAUAAUAAUAGCAUGCCAACAAACAUUUUAAUGAUAAAUCACAUGCUAUUCUCACUGCUCACCAGAUCAAUCCUAUUUCUUUUCCACAGUACAGGGAUGUCCAGAAACUGCUUGAACAUACCCUUUAGGUUGACAAAGACAAUUGUGGCCAGGACUGCCUAGAAGAAGAAAAAAAAGUGGUUAUUCAGUGAAAAUUGCCAUUGUUAGACAUUUCAGAAGCCAUCCUAAUGGAGCACAUACCUUGGGUAGCUCCUCAAACAAUGCGCCCAGCUUCAGUACAGUGAUCAAAACUAUCACUGAAGAUAUAACCCCUGCCACCUGGUGGUGCCACAAACCCACAUGUUAGACACAUUACACACAUGACGGUUGACACAUUAACACCUUUCACCUCAAAAUGUAUCAUCUGUGCCUCCAAAUAACAGCCUGUGUGUGUGGCUCACCUGCGUCUUACCCCCGGUGGUCUCCUGCACCAGGCUACGGGACAUGGAGGAGGUGACGCAGUAGCACUGGAAGAACCCUCCCACUGUGUUACUGAGACCGAGAGCCACGAGCUCCUGAAACAGGGUGCAAUAUGGGAUAGGUCAUAUACUGGGGUCCCAUUCACUGGGCACAAAAGUAAAGCAUUUCAGUGUCUCAGAGAGUCGUAAAAUAUCUCUGAAUCUCUGCGUCUCAGUACUGGGGUUUGCGGAACAUGUACAGAAAACACUGAAAGUUACUUGUUGCAAUCAAUGAUCACUACAUUUUUAUUAUUUUUGUUUUUGCUUAUUAAGUGAAAUCUUGCAUGCUUACAGUAAAAGCCAGUCAUUAUUUUAGCUUUCAGUUGAUUCAUUGAACAUUGGGCAAAUUCAAUGAGUAAAAUAUGAAAAAAAUGUGUUUCCAUGUGUGUUCUUCAGCUGCUGUAUAAUUUACAGAUGGCUCAGCACAUUUAGAGCCCGUAUCAACACGUUCUCAACUAAACCGAAUGUGACAUUUCAUCCAUUAACAAUUUAGUAUUAAAGCUUUUAAAGCGACCUCCUUUCCAGCCAAUUUUCAUUUAGGGCAAGGUGUUAAAUGACUCCAUCCUGAAGGGUGGAUUUUACUAGCAACUGACAACAGGGUGACAGCAUUACAGUUCAACUACGGCAGCUGCUAUAGAACGUAUUGUACACAUUCCAAGGUCAGUGCUGUGUUCAUUGCCUGUUGUCCUAAUCAAUCAAUACCGAUACAUUUGUGUUUGAAAGAAAGGCGGGGGAGGGGGGGCAUGGUGCCUGUGCACAAGUACAAAUGGACAAAUGUAUGCGUAAAUGGUCACAAAAACCAUUCUCUCAAUAGAAACGUUUUGCUUGACAUGCAUUAAAUUUAAAAUUACGCAUGUACGUUAUAUUUGUUUAUGGGGAAAUGUGCUGGUUAUCUGAUAAAGGGGCAUAAGCCAUUGGGCCGUGUGGUGUAUUCAGGAGGGCAGAGGGCGAAUGAAGGUGUGCAGCUGACAAAGGUUUGGCAAACUAGUGUAGGAAAGUCUUAUUAGGACAAGAGGAGCACAAAAGGAUGAGAUUUGGAAACAUUUGCAACAUAAUGGCAGUGAUACAGAAAGAUCCUCUGUUUAUUGUAAUGAAUUAGUGAUAGCACUGUCUUUAUUGAUUUUGUCUAACCUUCGACCUCCCUCUCCAUCCGACUCUCAGGCACUUUGCAGAACUCACAUUAUAAAUAGCAUCUAAAUUUUCUCCCCUUCAGUGGUAUCUCCUACAUUAGUUAAUGUGAUUGUGGACCUUUUAAGACUGGUGAAUAAAAAUUCUUUCCCGUGUAGAAUGCAUAUAGCAUGCCUAUUGGGUACAGUGAUCUACAGUAAGGAGGAAAGUGUUCCAUGUCAAUUUAACUCUCAGUUUAUAUGAGUUCUAUGGGGAUGUGAAAAAAUGUAAAAUAAACGCUGUCACAGUAGAUUUUACACUGAAAAUGACAUAUUUGUGCAAAAAUUAUUGUGCAAAAGUGGGAUACACACCUGGUUACUGUCGACCUUGUAUCCGUGUUUGAGGGCAAAUGUCUUGCCCAGAGAGAUGUUGAUGGCAUAACCCACAACAGCCAUGGCGAAAGCGUCUCCAAUUACUUCCGUGAAAAUGCUGAUGUCUGGAGUCGUGGGAGGAUUCAGCCUGAGUUUAGGGAGUGGUGUGGCGAGGUUGUUUGGCAGAAGUUCAACAACAGAUCAAAAGAUGCACAAGAGACAUUGCAUCACAUAGUAAACGGUACAACACAUCAUAACUGUAACUGUUUACUGUUCAUUUUUUGGACCGGUCUUUGCUUUGCUCCAAUUUAUGGUUACAGGUCCUGACAUCGCAACAGCAGAACCAGAAGACUAUGAGCUGGAAAUUCCAUAUGUGGUCAUCUGACACAUCAUAAUGUUGCAAAUGGAAAAUUGAGUUCUUUAUGUGUAUGAAUAUUCUCCCCAUUGUAUCCCCAUACUACAUCUCAAUAACUCAAUAAUUUCCAGAAUAAUAAUCAUUCUCUCCAGCUGUUAUGCUCUGGACCCAAAUUAUUCUGUGAGCUGAAGAAAUGCACAAGGCUCGAAACACUCACCCACUGGGGAUGUCUCCCACCACAUCAAUGCCAUAGAGGGUAUUGAGAUCGGUGUAGUAAGAAAUCAGAGUCCCAAUCACAAUCUGUUAUGAAAAUGAAGCAAAAUGGGUACAAGCUUUUAUUCAAUGUGAUAUUGACUCUGGACAAAAGGUUAAUUAUGUACAGAUAAAUAUGUACAGGUAAGGUAUGCUUAUAAUCACACUAUUCUAUUAAAUGUCUUACGAAAUAUCUAUAUAUUUAUGAUGAAACAUUCUUAAAUAAAUAAUUUCCAGUUUCAAUGUAGUCAGCUGUAAACUGUGUAGUUAGGCAUUAGAUAUAAAUGCAGGAAUUGCACGCAAGUAUCUUAAAGCCCGUUUAGUUCAUGUUUGUGUGUCAUACUGUUUUUUAUGUAAACUCUCACCGUUAUAUUCAUAUUUUCAUUUGCAAUUCUGUCUAUGUGUGUACACAUCUGUUGUGGUUUAUACUUCAUUAGGUAUGUGAAUCAUUCCAGUGGAGACAGUGACACCAAUUGUUAAGAAUAAGAGUGGAACAAAUCUGACAAUCAUUUCCAAAAACCUCACCCAUCAACCAAUUAAUCUCAAACCAGUGUUACUAUUGAUAGAGUCUUAACUGUGUAAAAUAAACAGAACAUGGUGGACUUUUACACUUAAAUAGGUUUUUUUUUUUUUAAACUGCUCAAGAUUUAAGAAUGAGAGAGACAAAUAUUGAGGUCGACUGAGCUUGAGAGAACAAGAGUGAGAGACAGUGAAGAAAAUGUGAAAGGGAAGAGUGAGAGAAAUGAUAGCAACAAUACAUAAGAAAGACUGCAAGAGAGAGACGUAGACUUACAACAAUGAGCUCGAUGGGGAUGGGAAGAAGCAGUUUCCGGCUGUAGGCCGAGUUGAGCUCUUUAACCGUGAUGAGAGCCACCAUGGACACUAAACUCACCACCAGAGUGCCAACAUUGGUCCCUGGCAGUCGGCAGAUUACGUCUAUUAUCGUCUAGGAGAGGCAGAGAGAGUCAGGAUGGUGUGGUUGGAAUGGAUAGUGAUGUUGAAAUUGUUUCCAGCAUUUCCGUUUUGAAGUAACGUUCUAUUUAUAAUUUCAAAAGAACUGAAUGAGUGCGUGAAAGAGGAAAUAAGCGAGGGAGGAAGAGAUUAAAUGAGAGGAUGUGACCAUAUGGAGAAGCAAUAUAUUUAAAUAUGGCCGGAAAUUCAAAAUCAAUUUAAAUAUACAGUAUAAUAUAUGUAUGAAAUACAUCAAUUUACAACCUGUAUUUAAAUAUAUUUAAAGUACAUGUAUACAAUUAACACUGUCUGUGUAUAUAUUUCAAAAUAUUGCUAUAUUAUUGUAUUUAAUUGUGUGCAGGUACAUGGCAAAAAAUGCCAGAGCAUCCAUUUCUGAAUAUUUCAAUAUAUUUUCAUAAUAUAUGAAAUAUAUGUAAAUAUAUGCUGUUAAAUAUAUUUUAAAUACAUAUUAUAAGUACAUAUAUUAAAAUAUGCUUAGUUCUCAUGCAUUUCCACAUAUCAUUUUUGCGCACAUGUUUAACUGUUUAAGCAGGUACAUGAGUGUGUAAAUCUGUUUCUGUAGGCCUGGCCCACCCAUUAAACAGCUGUACGCAACCGUACAGGGCGGUGAUCCCCAGAGUUCAGUACAGUUCCCUAGUAAGCAGAACUGCAAAAAAAAAAAAAACUACUGUAAGUGUGUUGCUGCUUUCAGCGUUGUGCUGCUGCUUUCUGUUACUACCAGGAGGAGACCUCAAUGUCAGUGUAAACCAGUCAUCAGGCUUAAUAAAAUGAAAACUACCAAUUGCCUUA